AUGGCGGACAAUUUGGAUGAUCACGAUGAGCCUCUUGAUGUUCUUGUUGAAGAAGAAGAAGAAGAAGAAGAAGACUGCGUAGAUUACUAUGAAGAUGAAGGAGAUGUUGAUGUUGAUGAUGAUGAUAACGAAACAGCAGAGUAUACAUUCAGAUUCAAGGAAGGUGUAAACCCUUUGGAUUUCGUUGAAGAUAAUGUCUUGACUCCCCAACCUUAUAAGCUAUUCGAACGACUCGAGUUCGAGUAUGAAGCUCUCGCUGAAAAGAAACGAAAAGCACCACCACCGCGGCCAUUACCUGAUGCCAGCAGUGAAGAAGGAGCAGUUAAGAAAGCUAGGGUUGAUGAUGAAUUAGGAGCUAGACUAACAAUGGAGGAGUCUAUCAAAGCUAUUAACUAUGGUGGUCGUCAGAAGAGAUCAAAAAGGCCUAAGAGAAGAGGUAGGCAGAAAGGAACAAAAAAUAAACCCAACCGUGAAGUGGCGCAAAAGCUUGGUGAAGCUACUCUAUAUUUUGCACAUGGCCGCUAUGAAGAGGCCAUAUCUGUGUUGCAUCAGGUUGUUUUACAAGCACCAGUUACGCCUGAUGCAUAUCACACACUAGGACUUGCCCAUGAUGCAUUGGGUGAUAAGAAAAGAGCCUUGGGUUUCUACUUGCUUGCUGCACAUUUAAUGCCCAAAGAUUCAUCCCUCUGGAAAAUGCUUGUUUAUUGGUCAAUAGAAAGAGGAGAUAUUGAUCAAGCAAAUUAUUGUCUUUCUAAAGCAAUUACAGCAGACCCUAAAGACAUUCAAUUAAGACUGCAUCGUGCAUCACUCUAUCUUGAACUUAAAGACUAUAAAAGGGCUGCUGAAUCUUAUGAUCAGAUACAUCAACUCUCUCCUGAAAAUAUCGAAGCAUUGAAAACAAGUGCAAAGUUGUACAGAAGGUGUGGCCAGCUUGAACAUUCCAUCGACAUACUAGAGGACUAUCUUAAAUGUCAUCGUACUAAGGCUGAUUUAAGUGUAAUUGAUUUGCUGGCUUCCACAUUAAUGGAGACCAAUGAUCAUAACAAAGCUCUUCAUCACAUUGAACAUGCUCGGGAAGUCUGCAGUUUGGGAAAAGAGCUGCCUUUGAAUUUGACGAUUAAAAUGGGGCUUUGCCAUGUGCACUUGGGAAAUCUGGAUAGAGCAAAGGCUUUUUUUGGUGCUCUGGAAGGGGAGAAUGCUGCUCAUCAUAUUGACUUGGUUACUGAAGUUGCUGAUUCACUAAUGAAUCUUGGGCAUUAUGACUCUGCAUUGAAGUAUUAUCAGAUGUUAGAAGGAACAGCUGCCUCUGACAAAGGAUCUUUACAUCUAAAAAUUGCCCAUUGUUACUUAUCCUUGAAGAAUAGGGUCCUAGCAAUUUUGUUCUUCAAGAAAGCUCUAAACACGCUUGAGGACAAUAUUGAUGCUCGGUUGACCUUGGCUUCCCUUCUUCUUGAAGAUAGUAGAGUUGCUGAAGCAAUUUUGUUGCUAUCUCCCCCAAGUAAUUUAGAUCACACUGUUCAACAUUCUGAGAAAUCUAAACCAUGGUGGCUACACGAAAAAGUAAAACUAAAGAUUUGCCAUAUAUACAAAGAAAAAGGAAUGCUUGAGGAAUUUGUCAAUGCAAUUUAUCCUCUGGUUCGUGAGUCAUUAUACUGUUGUGAAACUCAAAAACAAAAGGUUAAAGUGAAAAGAAGGCUCAAAAUGAGAGAUCUACAUGAAAGAGUCAAAGUACUGGAUAAUCGUGGAGCUGAUAAUUUGUUUCAUGGAUUUAGACCUGUUGCUACUAAUGCAGAUUUGUUAAAAGCUUGCAGAGCAAAAAAGAUGCUUCAGAAGAAAGAGGAAGAGAAAGCCAAGGCACUUGCUGCUGGAGUUGAGUGGCAGUCUGAUGAUGAUGCAGAUGAUGAAUCUCUGUUACAAGAACAUAGAGAAGCUCCUCUGCCUAAUAUUCUUAAAGAUGAAGAGCAUCAUCUUCUUAUCAUCAAUCUAUGUAAGACACUAGCCACCUUGCAAAGAUUUUCAGAUGCGUUAGAGAUUAUAAGUCUUAGUCUGAGAUUGGCAAAUAACAGUUUAUCUGCGGAUAAAAAGGAGGAGCUUCGGAUGCUUGGAGCUAAACUAGCCUACAACAUCACAGAACCAAAGCAUGGUUUCGACUAUGUUAAGUACAUUGUUCAGCAGCAUCCAUACAGUAUUGCCGCAUGGAAUUGCUACUACAAAGUUAUUUCAAGAUUGGAGAAUCGUGAUACAAGACAUUAUAAGUUUCUGCAGUUUAUGCAAGGAAAACUUAAAGAUUGUGUCCCACCCAUUCUUAUUUCUGCACACCAGCUUACCAGUGGCAGCCAUCAUCAAGAUGCUGCAAGGAAGUAUCUCGAAGCUUAUAAACUGUUACCCGAGAGCCCCUUGAUAAAUCUCUGUGUUGGAACUACUUUAAUCAAUUUAGCACUAGGAUUCAGACUUCAAAAUAAACAUCAGUGUCUUACACAAGGCUUAGCCUUCCUAUAUAAUAAUUUAAGGCAUUGUGAAAGUAGCCAGGAAGCUCUGUACAAUAUAGCUCGAGCAUACCAUCAUGUUGGUCUGGUAACAUUGGCAGCAUCAUAUUAUGAAAAAGUUCUGACAAUGUGUGAGAAGGAUCACCCCAUGCGCAAUCAUCCAAGUGAGAGUCAAGACUCAGAGAAUCAGAGGUCUGGCUAUUGUGACCUCCGCAGGGAAGCAGCUUUCAAUCUGCAUUUAAUCUAUAAAAGAAGCGGAGCUAUUGAUCUUGCUAGGCAAGUCCUUAAGGAUCAUUGCACCUUUUGAGUCUUCAUGUUGGCCACAAUCAACAACUGUUGCUGCUUCAGCUUGUUGGUGGUACAUUUUGUGAUCCUGCAUUAUCUUUAAGUUAAUUGUUUAAACGGGGAUUAAAUCUGCAAGAUUAUUUGCAAAAUUGAGACUGUUUAGCGAGUUGAGACUUGCAGUUGGAAGAAGAAGAACACAUGAGCAUGACUACAUAAAAUUCCUGAUGGUGUCUGAUUAUGAUGACCACCUGUGGUGUUUGGAUCUAGACUGAACUCCUAUCCUAUGGAUCUUUCCCCGGUAAUGAAUCACAGAACUAUAUAUAGCUAUGUACCGGAGAAGGAAAAAUGCUUUUGCAAGUUAAUUGGGCGAGAAAAGAGGAAACCAAGUGAGUGACACCAGUACUGUAAUGAAUCAUAGAACCAUAGCUAUGAACUUGAAGUGAUAUAGGGUUGAAGAAGGAAAAAUGUUGUUAUACUUCGGGUGAGAAGAGAAAGGUACUAGCAGCGGCGACUCACAGCUGGUAAAUAAUUUGUCUUGCUUGUCGAAGUUUCUAAGAGUUAGUUAAUAAUGUUACGAGGAAUAAUGGCGAUUGGGAUGUGAAUGUAAAGAUUAGAUUACUGGUUUCAGAAAGUAGAAGAUGAAGUUGAACAAGCCAUCUUUUGUAGCAACACAAUCUGGUUUUGCAUGGGACACCACAAGAGUACAUGCAUCCUAUGAUGAAAAUAGUGAUGAUAUUCUUAAUUUUGUUCUAGACUAGAAGUUGAUGUUCUUUGUCUUGUAUUUGUAUGUAUUCAAACUUUUACUCAACAAUUCUACACUGGGGGUCUUUUCAUAGCAUCCCUAGAAGAUGGUGCUUUAGUUUUUCUUUCUUUUUUUCUUUUGGUAAUAUGAUUUUUGGUCAGAACAUUGUUAUUGGGCACCAGUAGUGUCUAGCAUUUCUAGACAUGUGAUCUUGCGAUUGGAUAGCGAUACUCUCUAAAAGUUAUCACAUUGAAUUA
This is a messenger RNA of Cannabis sativa, 3770 nucleotides long. RefSeq lists its product as uncharacterized. The record is from RefSeq and is a predicted model, not a curated record. Gene Ontology annotation, molecular function: protein binding. The transcript has 18 exons. Gene Ontology annotation, biological process: transcription by RNA polymerase III. NCBI's taxonomy places the organism in Eukaryota, Viridiplantae, Streptophyta, Magnoliopsida, Rosales, Cannabaceae. Gene Ontology annotation, cellular component: transcription factor TFIIIC complex. Bases 1 to 2793 code for a protein of 930 amino acids.